This is a messenger RNA of Penicillium macrosclerotiorum, 453 nucleotides long. RefSeq lists its product as uncharacterized. The transcript has 3 exons. Lineage: Eukaryota; Fungi; Ascomycota; Eurotiomycetes; Eurotiales; Aspergillaceae. The record is from RefSeq and is a predicted model, not a curated record. Bases 1 to 453 code for a protein of 150 amino acids.
AUGCUACCAAAACGUUCCGAAAAACGCUCAAAAUCGCUAGAUAGGGAGGUGACUCGCUCGCACAAGCUCAAUGAUCGUGACCAUCUGCCCGAUGGUAUGAUGGCAACUCGUGACCCUCUGCCGCGCUAUUUUGCAAAAUCGGGGCCUACCGAUGCGGAUCCUCGCAAGACGAAGAAAGAUGGAGGUGGAAAAAGGAAUUGGGGUCGCUCUGGAGAUGAAAUGCAGGAUUACGGUUAUACAUUCACCAAUACUCGGCGUCGAUCUAAUAGCAGCACUCAAGGUCUUUCGGAUUUUCAAACCAAGUUUGAAACAGUUGAAUCAGAGCCUGUUUUUGAGGAAGAGCUCCAUGGGCUUUCGGAAGGGACUGUGAUAGACGAGAGUGUCGUAACAAAGGUUGAGAGCACUAGUAGCAGCACUGAAAGUGAAACCGACCAGACGGCGGUGCGAAAGUAG